AUGGAAGCUGACGAGGCGUUUGUUGAGGAGUUUCUCGACGCAUGCGCCGCCGGUGAUCUGUCAAACACCCAAGAAGCCAUCUCCAGCGGGCGACUUACUGUUGAGGACCUCGACGAGGGACUCAAACUGGCGACGGAGGAGGCACGCCCUGAUAUUGUGACGGCGCUAUUCGAUGCCGGCGCUCGCGCGACCUCUGCGGUUGACUGGCUCAGCGGGGAACAACAAGAGCUCCCAGGCAUCAUUCGCCAGUUCUUCGACCAUGGCCUUGAUCCUAACGCGACCACUUCUGACGGCGAGCCUCUUCUAUGCAUUCAGUCGAACCCUGCAUCUGCUCGUGAAUUGCUCUUGCGAGGCGCCGACCCUAACCGUUGCAGCCAGAGGGGAGCAUCCCCCCUCAUCCGCGCCAUUGCGAGCGCCCGUGAAGAAGACCCAUCUCUAAUUGAGCUGCUUCUUGCACAUGGGGCAAAGCUUGAACCACAUCUACUCUUUAAGGCCAUAGCUCCGCGCUUGAGGCAAGGAGAAUUCAUGACCAAGUAUCUUCUAGCCAAGGGCCUCGAUGUUAACACGACGCAUGAAAUAUGGGGCACUCCUCUACACCGUGCUAUCGAUGCUUCCAAGCUGAGUAUGAUCAAACUGCUGGUAGACGCCGGCGCCGACCGCACAGCUCGACCAGCGGGCACGCUAUUCCAUGACGAAUCCCCCUUGGAAUUCGCCGAGAGGUCAGAACGUUCUGAUAAGCCGGCUAUAUUGAGUCUCCUUCGCUCUUAA
Messenger RNA from Penicillium egyptiacum, 768 nucleotides. NCBI's taxonomy places the organism in Eukaryota, Fungi, Ascomycota, Eurotiomycetes, Eurotiales, Aspergillaceae. The record is from the annotation of a GenBank genome assembly.